This is a messenger RNA of Delphinapterus leucas (beluga whale), 7553 nucleotides long. It is a transcript of the gene NHSL1, whose product is annotated as NHS like 1. The record is from RefSeq and is a predicted model, not a curated record. Gene Ontology annotation, biological process: cell differentiation. NCBI's taxonomy places the organism in Eukaryota, Metazoa, Chordata, Mammalia, Artiodactyla, Monodontidae.
GCGGCCGUGCCCGGCCCGCCAGGGUAUGUCCAGGCGCGGGGCCACCACCUCCCCGCGAGCGCUGGGAGCGGCGGUCGCGGGAGCCGCAGGUGGUUCCCCGGGCCGGCCCUUUUCUCCUCCCCCUUUCCUUUCUUUCGCCUCCCCUCCCUCUCGCCCGGUGUCGGCGGCACUUCCCCCGCUUCCUCCUCCCUCUCCAAUCGGGAGGGAGGGAAGGAGCCGCCGGCUCUUUCCUGCCUCCCUGCAAACUUCAGCGGGACUCGCGUCUCCACUCGCUGCCUCGCCCGCCGCGCCCCCAGCCCGGGAGCUGCUCCUCGAACUUCCUUUGGCCGCGCGGCCCGGGAACCCUGGCGGCUGGAAGGGCGCCGCCGGGCGCCAGGCGGCCGCCGCUGGGACCCUCCGGAGCCCUUCCCCGCGGCUCCCCGGGCGGCCGCCGCUCCUCCUCCUCGCCGCCCGCCCGCCCGUCGGUCCGUCCCGCCCGCCCGCCUCUCCGCUCCCCGGCGGGUAGGAGCCUCCCGGCUGCCCCCUCGGCGCCCCGCCGCCGCCCGGACUUUUCUUUGUGUUGGAUGCGGACUGGCGCCCCGCGCCGACGGGGGCCGGACUGAGUGCCGCGCUCGCCUGCGCCGCCCGGCCCGGCCAUGCCCUUCCACCAGAGGACCGUGGAAACCGCGCGGCUGCGCCAGCCGGAGGCGGCCAGGGCGGCGGGCGCGCCGCUCUUCCGCUCGCUGGAGCAGGUCAGCUCGCACGCCCUGGUCUGCCUGCUGGAGCAACUCGCCGACCUGUCGCGCUGCGCCGGGGACAUCUUCGGCGAGCUCGAGGGACAGGCGGCCGCCCUGGGCCGCCGCACCGCAGCGCUGUACCGCCGCCUCGACGCCCUGCACGCCGCCACCGCGCGCCUCGACCACCGCCGAGUGAAAAUCCCUGUUUCCAACCUAGAUGAGGAGAGUCGAUGGACAGUCCACUACACUGCUCCAUGGCACCAGCAGGAGAAUGUGUUCCUUCCCACCACAAGACCCCCCUGCGUAGAGGACCUGCACCGCCAAGCCAAGCUCAACCUCAAAUCAGUAUUGAGGGAAUGUGAUACGCUGCGGCAGGAUGGCUACCGGAGUUCUCAGUACUACUCCCAGGGACCCACCUUUGCAGCCAACUCCAGUCCAUUCUGCGAUGAUUAUCAAGACGAGGAUGAAGAACCAGAUCCAAAGUGUUCUAUCUCUUUGUCGGAAGAGGAAAGACUUUCUACCAGGAGACCUAAAACGCCAACCUCAAGUGACUUCUCUGACUUUAAUACUCAAACCAACUGGAACAAAUCACUUCCCUUGCCAACACCGGAAGAGAAGAUGCGACAGCAGGCCCAAACAGUCCAGGCUGAUGUAGUUCCUAUUAACAUAACUGGGGAGAAUUUCGAUCGCCAGGCCAGCCUUCGGCGGUCUCUAAUUUACACAGACACUCUGGUAAGACGACCGAAGAAAGUCAAAAGGAGAAAGACUAUUACAGGAGUCCCUGACAGCAUACAGAAGGAGCUAGCUUCGGGGGGCACUGGCCAAGAUGAUGUCGGUGGCCACUCAGUGGACGCCCCAGACCACUGCUCUACGCUUGGAAGGCUCGAUGGCCAUCGAUCUGCUGGGCAGCGCUCAGAAACCAGGGAUUCCAGCUGUCAGACCGAGGAAGUGAAAAUCGUACCACCUUCGAUGAGAAGAAUCAGGGCGCAGAAGGGGCAAGGCAUUGCUGCCCAGAUGAGUCACUUCCCAGGCUCCUCUGGGAACAUGUCUGUGCUGAGCGACUCUGUGGGUGUCGUGUUCCCUUCUCGUCUCAACAGUGACACUGGUUUCCACAGUCUCCCCCGGUCUGGAGCGAGGACAAACGUUCAGUCCCUGGAGCCACGGCUGGGUGCCCUGCGCCCUGCAGAAGACGCAGACGAAACUCUCGCCUACCAGGGGCCCAAAUCCCAGGAGCUGGGGUACUUGGAGGGUGAAAACGUAACAAGCCCGGCAUGCGUAGUCUCUCCUCACACGACCUACUCCACCAGUAUCAUCCCAAAUGCCACACUCUCCUCCUCUUCAGAGGUUAUUGUGAUUCACACUGCUCAGAGCUUAGGGCAGCUGGACAGUAAAAUUACCAGUUCAUCUUCAUACACAAAGAUCAAAUCCAGAGACCACUUCCUCUCCAGGCAGAAAGAUGGUCAUCAUUCUCCCUGUGGUAACUGGACUGAGGGGCACCCCACCAUUUUUUCACAGGCCUCAGAUCCUCAUUCGUCCAGUGCAACCACUGUGCUGUCCCUGUGUGAUUCUGCGGUCUCUCUAAAUACGCCCGCAAAUCGGGAGAAUGGGUCCCAGGCCAUGGCCUAUAAUUGUAGAAACCACCUGAGCUUCCCGGCCCACCCCCGGGAUCUGAACAGCAAGACUGAGUCCAGUCAUUCAGGAGGCAGGGGACACGGCGGCAGCGCGGAGCCCUGGGAAUACAGUGCCCCGGCUAGUGGGCGUGCGUCCCCACGGAAGCCACAUUUGGCAACUCCUGUAGGUAACAUGAGCCGUGGCAGUUUGGACCAGACGUCCGACAAAGAUGAUGCCAGGGCCGUGUAUCCAGAGGACCACGAUGGCUACUACACUUCUCUGCACACCAGCUCUGGACACGGACCUGGGAAUGUGUGCAAUAGCAGCGAUGGCUUUGGGAACCCGAGGCACAGCGUGGUCAGUAUUUUUGAUGGAAGAGCGCGGAAGAACCAAGGGGACCGGUCGAAUUGCCAAGACAAAAACCUUUCUCGAAACAUCUCUCUGAAGAAAGCGAAGAAGCCUCCCCUGCCACCCUCUCGGACAGACUCUCUGCGCAGGAUUCCCAAGAAGAGCGUCCAGUCGAACGGGCAGGUGCUGAACGAGAGCCUGAUCGCCUCGCUCCAGCACUCGCUGCAGCUGAAACUCCCGGGCAAGGGCGGCAGCUCGCCCUCCCAGAGCCCGUGCAGUGACUUCGAAGAGCCCUGGCUGCCUCGCUCCCGCAGCCAGAGCACAGUGAGCGCGGGCAGCAGCCUGACCUCCGCCACCACCCCCAACGUCUACGCCCUGUCCGGGGUCACACCGGCACAGAGCGACACGAGCAGCGUCAAGUCCGAGUACACAGACCCGUGGGGUUACUACAUUGACUACACGAGCGUGCAGGAGGACCCGGGGAACCCAGGCGGGGCGGGUCCAGCCGGCAGCGCCGCGUCGCCCGGAAACGGGCCAGGCCGCCAUCUCCCGGACGGGUCCAGGGCCGCGGUAGCCCCGGUGCCCGAUGGCGCGGUCAAACCAAAGAUCACAUCGCCGGAGAAGUCACACAGGGUCACUUCUCCAUCCAGUGGGUAUUCCAGCCAGUCGAACACACCCACGACUCUCACCCCUGUGCCUGUGUUUUUAAAGUCAGUGUCACCAGCCAAUGGGAGGGGGAAGCCCAAGCCCAAGGUGCCAGAAAGGAAGUCCUCUCUGGUAUCUUCAGUAUCCAUCUCCUCCUCGUCCACGUCUCUUUCCUCCAGCACUUCUACGGAAGGAAGCGGAACCAUGAAGAGGCUAGAUUCGGUGCUGGCCGCUCCCCUUGCUGCGCCUCCUCUGCCCUCUCUCCCAUCUCCCUGUCCCAGGGACAAGUCUCCUUUCCUCCCUCCUCCCCCUCCACCGGCAGAUUUCCCCGAGGGCUCGCCUCUGCCGGACUCUCCCCUCUUCCCCACUCCACCGCCAGAAGUUCUCACGCCCUUCUGUCCCCCCACCAGCGCCUUCUUUCCUCCGACACCUACAGCACUCAGCCCCCGUCUUCUGCACUCAUCUGCCUCCCUGCCACCUCCACCACCUGCCUUCCCCCCCUCGGUGCCCCCGCCUGCCCCACCGCUUGACCCCAAAUUGAUGAAAGAUGCCAGGCCUUCUUUCAAAAAAGCUGGCCAGCCAGAGCCCUCCCGGGAGGCCUGCAGGCAGCCUUCCACCAAGGAGGAGGGCGGUAGACCCCCCAUGCCCCUGAUCACCACGGAGGCGUUGCAGAUGGUGCACUUGAGGCCGGUGAGGAAGAACUCAGGAACCGACGUAGCACAGUUACGUGAACAUGCAGCUCAGGAAAAACGAACUCCGGUUGUUCCCCAGUAUCAUGUAAAGCCAUCUGCUCUCCUGAAAUCCCGAAAUAGCAUAAAUGAAAUGGAGAGUGAAAGCCAGCCUGCCUCCGCGACAAGCUCGCUCCCGACUCCUGCCAAGAGCUCGACUCAGGGUCACCAGGACAGUGUAAACGAGCGUGGCCUCCCGAGCCGCAGCCCGGGCCGUGCCGGGGAGGCAGAGGCCGAACCCGGGACCGCCCCGCCCCAUGACCCCCCCAGCCCGUCGCCCAGCAGGAAGCCCCCCCCUGUUUCCAAGAAGCCCAAACUGUUCCUGGUGGUGCCACCUCCGCAAAGAGAUUUCACGGCGGAGCCCGCAGAGAACGUGAGCAAAGCGUCGCCCAGCCCCAUGAGAGGAGAGGCACGAGAGGGGUGUGCAGCCGGGGCUGGUUCCGAUGAGACCGACUCUGGCAGCUCGGUUCUUGCGGGAGGAGCUUCAGGACCUGAGUCCCCGGGCAGAGUGGAAGCCAAUGUCCCCAUGGUGCAGCCCGAUGCUUCGCCAGCCCGCUCGCGGGAGGAGCCGGGCGCCGAGCGCUGUGCGGACGCCGGGGACAACGUGGAGAGCCGUUUGUCUCUGCAGGACCCAGGGCCUGGGGUACCGGAGGCUGACACAGCCGGUUCUUCCUCAGAGGCCUGUGACUUCUGUAAGGAAGAUGGGAGUGAUGAGGUGAUGACCCCCAGUAGACACCGGACCACGGAAGACCUUUUUGCAGCUAUUCACAGGUCUAAGAGGAAAGUCCUUGGCCGUAAAGAUUCCGAUGAUGAUCACUCCCGAAACCAUUCUCCCUCCCCGCCAGUGACACCCACUGGUGCUGCCCCCAGCCUGGCCUCCCAGAAGCAAGUGGGAUCGAUUCAGAGAAGCAUCCGGAAGACCAGCACCAGCAGUGACAACUUCAAAGCUCUGCUGCUGAAAAAAGGGAGUCGGUCAGACACCAGUGCCCGCAUGUCCGCAGCCGAGAUGCUCAAGAACACAGACCCCAGAUUCCAGAGGUCAAAGUCGGAGCCUUCGCCAGACACCCCCGAGAGCCCAUCAAGCUGCUCCCCGAGCAAGAACAGAAGGGCCCAGGAGGAGUGGGCCAAGAACGAAGGCUCGAUGCCUCGGAGUCUGUCCUUUUCUGGCCCCAGGUACGGCCGCAGCCGAACUCCACCUUCCGCCGCCAGCAGCCGGUACAGCGUGCGGAACCGGAUCCAGAGCAGCCCCAUGACCGUCAUCUCCGAGGGCGAAGGGGAAGCCACGGAGCCCGUAGACAGCAGGGCUCUCCGGCCCCUGGGCACUCUGAGGGGACGUUCGCUGGAAGCACUGGUGGGGGAUGGAGUGGGUGAGGGCAGCCUGCUCUGUGCAGGGCAGCCCGCUGCCUCGCGGGGGGCGCAGGCUCCUGGCCCCACCGAGGGGCGGCCCAGCGCAGAGGGCACGGGUCCAUCAGAACAGCGUGGAGGUCCCCAGAGGGAAGAGAGCUAAGGGCAAGAACCUCCCAGGUGACGUGGGGAGAUGUGCAGCACAUCACUCUGGGAAGCCUGACAGGUACCCUUCCCUGCCUUGUCCUUGGAUCCCGCUCAGCAUCUGUGCUGUGGGCCCGGCACGGCCGGCCCCGCAGCGGAAAGGGAGGGCUAUUUAGGACUCACUUGGCACUUGCCCUGUGGCUUAAAAGCAAGUAGAAGCUUAACUUCUAAAAGUGCUUCCUGGGGAAGAUUUUUUUUCUUUUUUCCUCUAAAUGCUGGGUGUGUGUGCAGGGAUGUGUAUGUGUGUGCAUUUGGAACACUUUUUAUGUUAAAAAAAAAUACAAACAGCAUGUACAGAAAUAGGAGAGACAGCGUUAAGCUAGGUAGAGUAAUGGAGCCUUCUGAGCAAGGUGGUAACUGCUUUAAAAGUAUUACGUUUAUGGAAAUUAGUGAGUUCCAGAAGGGAGAGGACCAUUACUUCUGAGAAAGAGGGGGUAGAUUUGCUGGUUCUGAACGCACAGAACGGGUGGGGAUGUGCACAGGUGUGCUUUCAAGGGGAGCCAUGUAGUGGUUACCCCCAAAAGUUAGUAAGGGGCUAAGUGACUCAUUGGUUCAGGUACUUUUUUCUGGGGAAAAAAGGCUUUGUUUCUUUUUUGUAAAAAUGACAGAUACGUGGACAUGGCAACGCUGUAACUCGGAGUCUGCUGCUGUGCAGCCACAGACACACAACUUCUAGCCUGGUUUGUAGAAAUGUAGGUAAUUUUUUAAUGACUUUCCUCCUUGAGCAGCAGCUGAGACCUCCUUGGAGAGCUGAAAUGACAGUGGCACAUACAGAGAGGGUAACAGAGAUGAGAAAGGGGAGAGGAGUAAGUGAUACACUGCUGGAAUUUGUUUCCUGCUUAUUAAAUGAAAUUAUUUUUCAGAAUUAAAUUUUAAAACUUGCACUACAGAACUGUGGGUGGAGCCUUUCCUUUUACAACUUUUUUUUUUUUAAACCAGAGUUUAAACCUCCAUUUGACGAUUUCUUAUCACUUGAAACGUCAACAUCUGCUAACUUUUGGAUAUCCUUCUGGUUACACCAAAGAAAACGUUAAUGCUAUUUUUCCUUGAACUGCCUGCCGUAUCGUGUCCUCACUUAGAAAGGUUUAUCAAAAUCUAUUCUAUAUUAUCUUACUUUGAAGAAAAUGCUGAAGAGCUCUUUUUGGUCAAAUAAACUGAUAAAAAUUGGCAGGCCUUGGCUCUUAAUUAGCCCUGGGAAAUGAAUUUUUAGAUUAAAAAGAUUUUUUGCAUCAUUUGGUUUGUGUGUUUUUAUAUUUUUUACAAGUAGUUGAGUUCACGAAUUACCUUCUAAUCUUCUCCGGUUAGAAUUUUAACACUUUUAGACAUGGAAGAAAAGUGUGUAAAGUAUUUAUUUUUAUGUGAUAUUCUUGUGACCACUUCCAACUGCCAUGUACAUAGACUCCUUUAUUUGUUGGUUAAAUAAAAUCAGUCUUGUCUUCAUCAGAAGGACGUAAGAUGAGAGUACUGGGAUUAUUAGCCUAAGUACAGUGCAGCUGCCAAUUAUCAUCUUUUUUGGUAUGAAAAUAUCAUCUAAAAGUUGGACUGCACAGGCCCAACCAUCACAAGGUUUAUACAGUAAAACAUUAGGUACCCAUUUUAGACACGUCUUUGAGACAAAAACAAACCUAAAGAAUUGAGACUCCUUCCAUCCUCUGAAGAAAACAAAACACGUCUUUUCACACAACCAGAAAUCAAGACCUGACAUUUGGCCAAGAGCAAAAGGACUUUCUACCACUUGGAGCAAAGCGUCUGCUACAUUGGGCGCAAGAAUCUUUCCUCCUAAAUUUUAGAAAAGUGGCAUUGGCUUUUGAAUAUGAAAUCUUUUCAUAGCUACCUAAAAAGGAUGAGAAUGUACGUGGAUAUCAGAAAACAAAUUUAAUAUAUAAAUCAUUUAUGUUGAAGGUAAGAUAAGCACCCUCAAAACUAAUUAUAACGCUUUUUUUAAAAUCCCCAUUUU